Molecule: messenger RNA, 2463 nt
Organism: Pocillopora meandrina
Lineage: Eukaryota; Metazoa; Cnidaria; Anthozoa; Scleractinia; Pocilloporidae
Source: the annotation of a GenBank genome assembly
CUAAAACAGGCAGGAGAAAUCGUUGAUAAGUUAAAUGGAUCUAGGACUUCAGCUGGUGAAGAUAUCACAACUCCUAGCAGUGCGGGUUUGCAGUCUGCUAUGUUGUCCAUUAGCUCAACUGUCGAACGAGCUAGAUCAAUGGUGAACAGUUCGUCUACUUCAGCAUCAUUUGCUAGACUUAGCAAGAAGGAAGGGCUAAGAGCAAUGAACCCACAGCUUAGUAAGAAAGCAAAGCCUGUUGAGAAGACAUUUGAAUUUGUAUUUUUGAGCUUUGAAGAGGGAGAUGGCCACGAUCGCAAAGCAUUUCUUUUGGAUGACCAUGCAAUCAAGCUCAGAGGGUUUGUUAGCCUUGAUUCUUUUAUGGAUGAGAAGCAAAUAAGAAACAGAUUUGAAGAAGCUAUUCAGCUUAAAUACCCUACCAUUCUUGGCAGGGAUUUGGAAUUUUUGAAGGCUAAUAGUGUUGGGGACCAUAUGCAGAGAACUCUUUUACACGUAGCCACACCAAUACAAGUCAUUCCAUGAUUGAGUAAACCUUCUUUUAAAUUUAAACAUUUUCACCAUUUGACAUUGCGUGUUGUUUUGACUUGAUCUUCGUACACCUACGGUAAAAACUGCAAAACGAGGCACAUGUACUUACAUAUUUCUAUGUGAUAAAUGGGUAGGAAAAGCACAAAACUUCAACAAUCAAAAUGAACACAGCACUCAAGGUCCUGACACGAGAUUACUCUCGCACUAAAACAUGUGCUACUGAUCAUGUGACCUAAUAUAAGUCCGCAAUUUGUGCUUGGCUGCUAGUCGGCCCAAACAAAUAGAAGAAAACUAACCAAGCCAGUAUUGGCAGGCAAGUUCACCUUCAAAGAAAUAAGGUUGUUGGCUGCGCAAAGCUGUAUCUAUGUAAAGAUGAAAGAUGGUUUUGAGUGCUUCCUUGAAGAUGGGGAAGAAGUGGGUGUCCAGGAAUUGUUAGAAAAAGAUGAAAAUCUUAUGAACUUUACAAAGCCAGCAUCACAAACAACGCAUGUCAGUGAGCCAAUAGAAAUCCCCUGCAUUAGUGGUACCUCUCAGAAUGAAGAUCAAGAUCCUGUAAACAAUUCCAGUGGAUGGAUCCGUCUCAUGAACAUGGCCAUUAAAUAUAAAUAUUUCAACAAAGGGCUUAGAGAGCAUUUGGCUGAUGAGUACUGCCAUGUUGGUGUUAUGAUGGGAAUAGCACUCCUUCAAACUGGACAGCUUCCUUGUUAUAUGCCACUGGAUGCCAUCGACAAGCUCACCACAGUAACCAGCAACAAGUGUAUAUCUAAUACUCAAACGGGUCUAGAUGUGUUUGGUCUUGCAAAGAUCAUGAGGAAGUUUCCAAUUCUUCUCCAUUUGUUAAGACCAACCAACCACCGUUUAACACCCAAGAACCUGAUAAGACUCCUACAGCCAACAUUCUCUGAGGAAGGUACAUGAAAAUAUAUGUCAUUGCAGCAUCAUUCUUGAUGUCAUUUGAAAUCAUAUUUUGCACUAUGUUAGCUGGAAACAACUUUCUUUGAUGUUAAUUGAAUAUCAAUUUUUAAUUUAAGGUACCACAACUUUUCAAAAAGAGAAGGAAAUAUACUCGCUAUUUAUAGAAUAUGUGAGGGAAGUGGGUAGUGGAUGUCGGGCAGUCACACUGGAAUCCAUCCUUAUUUUUUGUAUGGGAGCUUCAGAAGAGCCAGUGUUGAGCUUUUCUGUAAAUCCAUCCAUUCGAUUUGCUAAAGAAAUGAUUGAGGUAUGUGCACAUUUAAUUACCAAAACAAAAUGAACUGUUGUGGCUACCCAAUUCAGUCAAAUUCGGUUGAAAAAUAUUGGAGUGAUGUGUGCUUCAUCAUAUGGCUUCACCACAUGACUCGCAAAUAUUUGAUUGGCUAUGGGUGCUUCAUAUAUACCUAGCUACAGUAGCAUAGAUCCCAUGCAAAAAGAGCAAGAGACUGGGAAUGAGUAUCUUAAGCAAUCAAUAUUCUAAAAAUCCGGUUUAGGAAAAAGAAUAGAGUGUAUCUAAAAUAGUACUUUGUUGGUGGUUUUGUUUCAUACAUCCAAUGGUUGAUACCUAAGCUACAAGCAUCUGAUGUGCUCAAUCAAAUGAAAGCUAUUCAUUCGUAUCAUUACAUAUAUUCUUAAACUCAGAUGUAAGCAGAGCCACGACUUUUUGCUUAGAGUCUAUGUUCACUUUGGUCACCAUUGGUUUGGCUGUACAGUAGUUAAUCAUGGUCUGGCCCACGUCAGAAAUGUGUUCGGGUACACGAAAAUCUAAUAAUAACACCAGUUUGUCUUUUGCAGACCGAAGAUUCCCUUAGCACCAUUUACAAGUACUUGCCUAAAGCGUAUACUUGCACCAAUGAGCUGAUACUUCCAAUUGGGCCAUUAAAGGCCAAAGUGCCUAAAGAUGAAGAUAUCUUCCCCAUUUAUGAUAUUGCUUUUGCAAACAACUUUUUUGGGUCCAUGUAA